Drosophila guanche is the source of this 1691-nucleotide messenger RNA. RefSeq names its product phosphatidylinositol 4,5-bisphosphate 5-phosphatase A. Gene Ontology annotation, biological process: phosphatidylinositol dephosphorylation. The record is from RefSeq and is a predicted model, not a curated record. The transcript has 2 exons. Bases 283 to 1350 code for a protein of 355 amino acids. NCBI's taxonomy places the organism in Eukaryota, Metazoa, Arthropoda, Insecta, Diptera, Drosophilidae. Gene Ontology annotation, molecular function: phosphatidylinositol-4,5-bisphosphate 5-phosphatase activity. Gene Ontology annotation, cellular component: ruffle; cytoplasm; plasma membrane.
ACUAAAGCAACAACAACACACCGAAAACAAAAAUACAAAAUAAUCCGCGCUUCAUUCUAUAAAUAAUUGUAGUGGGUUGUUGGUGACGGGUUGUUAAAUGCAAUCAAUAGUUGAACUUGUGUUUGUUUCACUAAAUGCUGGAAAGUGUGCGUCAAAGCUAUACGCCAAGUGGCCCUGGAUGUGCUGUCAAAUCCAAAACCGGAUCCCCGUGAGCUCACCUUUGUGACGUCGUCUAUUGUCGUUGUGUUGUAUUAAUCAUAGUGUAGCUAAUUAGUCGCGAAAAUGGUUGCGACAACGGCAAUUGCCGAUCUGUGCAUCUUCCUGCUGACCUGGAAUGUGGGCACACAUUCCCCCAGGGACUUGUCGCUGAUAUCGCUGCUGGCCUUGAAUGGAACCACCAACUGCCCGGACAACCAGCUGCCCGACAUUUACGUCAUAGGCAUGCAGGAGGUCAGCACCAAGCAGGUGCUGAACAUCUUCCAAGACGACCCGUGGGUGCUGAAAAUCGCCAGCCAUCUGCAGGAUCACCAUUACGUGAAGGUGGACUCGAAGCAGCUGCAGGGUAUACUGAUAACAAUGUUUGCCCAACACAAGCACAUUCCCCACAUGAAGAACAUAGAAACGGAGGCGACCAGAACAGGCCUGGGCGGUCUGUGGGGUAACAAGGGUGCAGUGAGCAUUCGCCUGAGCCUGUAUGGCACUGGCGCCGUCUUCGUGUGCUCCCAUUUGGCGGCGCACGACGAUAAGCUGAAGGAACGCAUCGAGGACUACCACCAGAUAGUGGACAACCACAAGUACGAAGCGUCGGGCUAUCGUCGCAUCUUUGACCACGAUUUUGUCUUCUGGUUCGGUGACCUCAACUUCCGCCUCUCUGGCGAGACCAGCGCCUGGGACGUGCGAACCGCCGCGGAGAAUAUGCGCUACGAGGAGCUGCUCAAGCAGGACCAGUUGAACCUGCUGCGGGAGACGGGGAAUGCCUUUAGCUUGCUGGAGGAGCAGCCACCCAACUUUGCGCCCACUUUUAAGUUUAUUGAGGGCACCAAUGACUACGACUUGAAGCGACGCCCAGCCUGGUGUGAUAGGAUACUGCAUCGCGUGCAGCGUAACAUUUAUCCAGCGGUUACCCUGAGCGCCACACAGUUGUCUUAUCAGUCGAAUAUGGAGUAUACGCUGUCGGACCACAAGCCCGUCACUGCGACGUUCAACUACAAAGUGGAGACGGCCAAUCAGACAGACGAGGAGCUGCACGAAAUAACCCAUGCCGGCGCCGCGACACCCGGCACACCAAAUGUUAGUUUAACCUUCGCCUUUGUCGUGCUUGUAGCUGCUUUGCCCUAUACUCAACUCUGAUUUCGCUUUUAUUUUGUAGUUGUUUAAUGCCCAGCUAGAGCAAUGGUGAUGCAACCAUGAUGUCAAUUGUUAAUGCUUUCUAGAUCAAAUCUAAUCAAUAGCCAUAAUUAAAUGUAGUGUCCCCACAGAAGAAAUCUGUGAAACGAAAGCGAUAUUGAGAGUACAAUGUAAACGGAAUCUCGCUAAGUCUUUAAGCAAUCAAAUCAAUCAAUCUCAAGUGUCAAACUGCAAGUGCAAAAAUAACUGUACAUACAUAUAUAACUGUAAUCAUUUAAAUAAUUGUAAAGACUAAACUGCUGCAUAUCGAAUGUUGAUUCUUCAAAGUUGUAUUAGACAAAAGG